AUGUCAGAGAAGAUCGACACAAACAAUGAUAUUUACAGGCUGGCCGCCUGUCCCUUCAUCAUGGAAAGGAAGGGAGACUACGAUGACGCCAUUCAAAUGUACAAAAGUGCAAUCGAAAUUCUUGGAGAGGCGACAAAAAGAUUCAAGAAGGGAAACGUCCGCAAAGUCAACCGCAAGAUGUUUGAACGUCAAGUCCAGGUUCAUCGUGAACGCCUAGCCUACUUGGAAGGUCUCAAAAAGAAAGGCAGCUAUGAAGGCAUUAUUCUGCCGCCAACGAUCUUGGAUGCAAUGGCAGAAGUGGAGAAAGAUAACGAAACGAGUUGGACACUGACUCAGAUCCGCAAAGAUCUCCACGCCUUCCGAGGAGAGGGACCAAGCCCAACUAAUGCAGAUCCCAGCACGGCGGAAUUACACAUUCAACCAUUCCUCAAUACAGACCCAUCGACACGUCCAGUCUUCUCAACGACACUUCAACCUUCAACACCAACAAUAACCUAUCGCAUCACCCAUUCAUCAGAGCUAGUCGACCUAGGCCUCCGGUCGCACUGGUUCUUCGUGAAAGACUCAACAAACACACACGUUCUCUACGCCCUCCAAUGCCUCUGGAGCAACGAAGUACCAAUCGUGGAAACAGUUUUGCGCCGUGCAGGCGAGUUCCUCCCCCAAAUUGGCGCAACGAUCGUCAAACUUCGAAAGCAAAAGGGCGGCUCAUUCCGCCUGGAGACAUGCACAAUUCCAGAUAUGGGAGUCAUCACUGAGAUCCCCGAUGGCGAGAUGCAGCGGAAGGACUGGUCACCUCGGCGGUUUGAGUAUGGCGGACGGAACUUUGUUUGGAAGAGUGGAGGUGCGGAUGGGAAGAAGGGAGAUGGAGGGAUGUUUGGGGCGUUUGGGUUUGCUUGGGAGUCUUUGUAUGAGACGAAGAGGGUUUGGGCUAAAGAAGGGAGUCGCACUGGCAAAAUGGAGGAUGAGACUGUUGGUCCAAGGCUUUGUUGGGGCGAGAAGAAGGGAGGAAAUGGAGCUGAUCACAGUAUCCAUAUGGUCGGUGGAUUGGAUUUGUAUUUCCGGGAGCAUUUGCUUGCUGUGCAGUUGUCCAGAUUGGCGCGGGUUAGUUAUCCGCCUGCUAAGGAUACUACUGGGAUUGAGAUUGCUGCUGCUGGAGUGGGAUGGCUGUCUAUCGCUACUUCCUUGGCUUAA
Messenger RNA from Penicillium antarcticum, 1194 nucleotides. RefSeq lists its product as uncharacterized. The record is from RefSeq and is a predicted model, not a curated record. NCBI's taxonomy places the organism in Eukaryota, Fungi, Ascomycota, Eurotiomycetes, Eurotiales, Aspergillaceae. The transcript is spliced from 2 exons. The coding region runs from base 1 to 1194 and encodes 397 amino acids.